Molecule: messenger RNA, 1417 nt
Organism: Pisolithus orientalis
Lineage: Eukaryota; Fungi; Basidiomycota; Agaricomycetes; Boletales; Pisolithaceae
Product: DUF706-domain-containing protein
Exons: 7
Coding region: 275-1168 (297 amino acids)
Biological process (GO): inositol catabolic process
Cellular component (GO): cytoplasm
Molecular function (GO): iron ion binding; inositol oxygenase activity
Source: RefSeq, a predicted model, not a curated record
CGGGGACAUUUCAAUAUCUCGUGAUGCCAGACCCGUGGUUCUCACGUGGCAGUGUUACGCCAUCACAGUCCAAAUUUGGAAAAUUGCCAGCCAAGAUAUCGUGUCCGUUUUCUCGCAGUGUGAAAUUCAUUUCGCGGGCUCACGCAUGGCCCUUGUGGAUACAAGACUCCUUAGCGCUCCAGUGCCCCUUGAGAUGGAUAUAUAAACGGGUCCUGGCUCAGACGGACCAUAUCCUCAUCCUUCCCCACUUACAUCUUCCGAGUCUUCCUUCGACAUGCCGGGCAUGGUUAUUGACGGUCGCGCACUAGAUGCUGUCUCGGAUGCCGUCGACGAAGUGAAUGUGUUGAAAGGCAAAUCGUGGGACGCUGAGUGUCAGCUCGAAACCACCAAAGAUAAAACUAGCUUCCGGCAGUACGAGACCGCCUGCGAACGCGUCAAAGCCUUCUACAGAGAACAACAUGAAAAGCAGACGGUGGCCUUUAAUAUUAAAGCCCGGGUUGAUUUCAAGAGCCGAAAACGCGCUCGUAUGGGUGUAUGGCAGGCCAUCGAGAUGCUUAACACUCUUGUCGACGAUUCUGAUCCUGAUACGGAGGUGUCCCAAAUUGAGCACCUUCUACAGACUGCAGAGGCCAUCCGACGUGAUGGUAAGCCGGAAUGGAUGCAAGUUACCGGGCUUAUCCAUGAUCUUGGCAAGCUCCUUCUCUUCUUCGACAGUCAAGGUCAAUGGGAUGUCGUCGGGGAUACCUUCGUCGUUGGCUGUGCCUUCUCUGACAAAAAUAUCUACCCUGAAACAUUCCAGAAGAACCCGGACUAUCAUGACGCUGUGUACUCCACCAAAUAUGGCAUCUACGAGCCCAACUGCGGGCUAGAGAAUGUGAUGAUAUCAUGGGGUCAUGAUGAGUAUCUGUAUCAUGUUGUCAAAGACCAAAGCACGCUGCCUUAUGAGGCACUGGCGAUGAUCCGGUACCACAGUUUCUACCCAUGGCACCGCGAGGGCGCGUACAUGCACCUUACUAAUGCCAAGGACAUGAUCGCACUGGAGGCAGCGCGAGCAUUCAACCCUUACGAUCUUUACUCCAAGAGCAACGAGCAAUGUGAUGUCGAGAAGCUCCGCCCUUAUUAUGAGGGUCUUAUUGCCAAGUUCUUCCCCCCUGAAAUCGACUGGUAAUCAGUUGCUGCCCGAGGACGAUGACUGGUAACAUUAUGGAGUUUUGUUUAUAUAUCACUAACACCAUAGAUUUACAUCUUAUAGAAGUACUCCUACGCAUCCACGUCUUAUUCCCUCCUAUUCCCUGCUGUGCUGUUGACAGAUAGUAUAUACGUCGAUACAUUGUCACUUUACCUUACUGUUAGACUGUUUAUAGUUUAGUACGUGUUGUGAUAAUAGUACUGCGUCCUUAUUUUGAACGACGGUGAC